Messenger RNA from Paramecium sonneborni, 427 nucleotides. NCBI's taxonomy places the organism in Eukaryota, Ciliophora, Oligohymenophorea, Peniculida, Parameciidae. The record is from the annotation of a GenBank genome assembly.
AUGAAAAAUAGAGUUCCUUUGCGAGAAUAAAAGCCAUUUGCUCAUCUUUAAUAAAAAUAAGAUAUUAAAGAAGAGAAAGGACCAGCAAAUUUUGUUGUUCCUGUAUAAGCAACAAAUAAAAGAAAAUCAAAUUUGCUUAAUAAUAAAGCAUUUGUAGCAGGUAUAAAGAAAGCUUGGUAAACUGGAAAUUUGGCUUUAGUACAUUAUGAUUUAUAAGAUUUUCCAGAUGAAAUCAUUAAUAUUGAUACUAUAAAUUUAGAGGGAGAAGAAUGGUGGUAAAAAUGUCCAUUAACAAAAUUGGAUUUAACAAAUAAUAAUAUUUAAGAAAUACCAAUUUAUGAUACGUAAGAUAUUAUAGUAUACUUAGACUAUAAGAUUUAUAAGUAUUAAGAUUAGGAAAUAAUAAAAUAAGCAGAUUUCAUUUUGA